Rhipicephalus sanguineus (brown dog tick) is the source of this 1200-nucleotide messenger RNA. RefSeq names its product serine/threonine-protein phosphatase 2A regulatory subunit B'' subunit beta. Gene Ontology annotation, biological process: protein dephosphorylation. NCBI's taxonomy places the organism in Eukaryota, Metazoa, Arthropoda, Arachnida, Ixodida, Ixodidae. The coding region runs from base 1 to 1200 and encodes 399 amino acids. Gene Ontology annotation, molecular function: calcium ion binding; protein phosphatase regulator activity. The record is from RefSeq and is a predicted model, not a curated record. The transcript is spliced from 2 exons. Gene Ontology annotation, cellular component: protein phosphatase type 2A complex.
AUGGCGUCUCACCCGAGCCAUGGUGCCGGCGUCCCCGUCAAGAAUACUGGCGACCAGGAGGACAACGGGGGUGGCAGUGGGGGAUUGGACAGGACAACGCCCCUAGUCGCCAGCCUCAGCGUGCUGUCCACCGAGGUAGACCCCGAUCUGGUCGCCAACGUGUCCGCUGAAUUGUGCCAGAUCGGACGGCGUCAGUUGAAACCACAAGACAUGGAGAGGAUCAUCAAAAUCUGCAAGCUGCCAGUGUACCUCAAGUUUCCCAUGUACCAGGCCAUCUCCAAGACACCUACUAGGCAGGCUCUACUCGAAUUUUGUCGCAAGAUGCACCAAGUCGCCGGCAAUGACAGACUGUCCAAGGCUGUGUACGACCUCAUCGACACCCACAGCGGGCUCUCGUUUCUCAAGGAAGUGACCAGAUCACACAGCGUGUACAUCGACACCGUGGUGGCUCGACUGUUUUUCGAGCUCGGAAAGACGUGGACGUGGCGCCUCGGCAUGGCAGAGCUGCGACGCAGCGACUUCCUCUCGCAACUUGACGCUCUGAAACUCAACGACGACUUCAUGAACGUGGAAGGGGCCUUUUCUUACAAGGACGCCUACGUCAUCCACACGAUGUUCAACUCGCUGGACAAGGACAACGAUCGUCUGUUGAGCAAGGAAGACCUGGCGCGGUACGAAAAAGGCGCCCUGGUACCAAAGGCCAUUGAUAGAGUGUUUGACUUGCUCAGUACGUCAGCUAUGACGUACGUUGACUUCGUCGUCUUCCUGCUCGCCGAGAAGGACAAGUCGCACCCAAGGAGCGUCGAGUACUGGUUCAACCGGCUAGAUCUCGAUGGCGAUGGUAAAAUAACGAUGUAUGAACUCGAGACAUUCUUCCACGAACAGUACGACCGCGUGUCUCUGUUGAUGAACGAUCCUGCGUCUUUCGAAGACAUCUGUCGUCAGAUGAUUGAUCUAGUGAAGCCCAAGUCGUACAGCAGUUUCGCUCUGUCGGACCUUAAACGGUGUGCGCUUGCUUCUGUGUUCUUCAACACUUUCAUCAACACCUACGAGUUUAUCCAUCACGAGGUUUUCGACCCGUUCGACACAGAACGUUCGCGCAGUGGUUUCACGCAGUGGGAACAGUUUGCCAAGUCGACGUUCACUCUUCUCAUGGAAGAAGGCGAAAAAGAUGACUACUCCGACGACGACUUGCCUUAA